CACUGUCCACAUCUCCCUACCAAGAUUUACGAUAAAACAGAGAAACCAUGUCUUCUCUCCGAAUACACCGAGAACUACCCUCUCUACCACUCUUACCUGCCCAGAGAGUCCUUCAAGCCCAGGUUGGAGUACCAGAAAGGGUCCAUUCCAAUGGAAGGCCUGACCACAUCAAGGAGAGAUUUUGGGCCUCACAAAGUGUUACCAGUGAAGGUCCACCAUCCUGACCAGUUCGUCCCAAGUGAGGAGAAUAUGGAUCUGCUCACAACGUAUAAACAAGAUUACAACCCAUACCCUGUCUGUCGAGUGGACCCCAUCAAACCUCGGGACAGUAAAUAUCCAUGUGGCGACAAGAUGGAGUGUCUGCCUACUUAUAAAGCUGAUUAUUUACCCUGGAACCAACCAAGACGAGAGCUACUUCGUCCAGACAACAGCUACCGGCCAGCGUCAACUAAGUUUGAUAGUAGAACAACACAUCAGGAUGACUACUCUAUAAAGGGCCUAGUGAACACCACAAGCUGUAAGCCUCCGGUUGUGCCUAAGCUCUGUAACAUCCCCCUGGAGGAUCUGACUAACUACAAAAUGAGCUAUGUGGCCCACCCUGUGGAGAAGCGCUUUGUGUAUGAGGCGGAGAAGUUCAGACCCUGUGAAAUCCCCUUUGAAAGCCUCACCACCCACAAAGAGGCCUACCGGGGCCUUAUAGGGGAGCCAGCCAAGAGCUUGAAACCUCCAGCCAGGCCCUGUGCUCUAGACACGCCUUUCUCUAACACCACGGAGUUUCGAGAUAAGUACCAAGCUUGGCCAACACCCCAGGUGUUCUCCAAAGCUCCUAUCACCUAUGUCCCUCCCGAAGAAAAGAUGGACCUUCUGACAACAGUGCAGUCCCAUUACACAUACGCUAAGGGUGCCCCAGCCCAGUCCUGCCGACCAGUGCUCUCGGUCAAGAAGGGUGGCCGCUUCGAAAGCUCCACCACCACCAAGGAUGACUACAAGCAGUGGGCCAGCAAGCGCACAGAGCCAGUCAAGCCCAUUCCGCAGCUGAACUUUCCUACAGAACCCUUGGACUGCCUGACCACCACACGGGCCCAUUAUGUGCCCCACCCACCCAUCAAUACCAAAAGCUGUAAGCCCCCCUGGUCUGGCCCUCGAGCAAAUAUCCCCGUGGAGGGCCAGACCACGUACACAGUCAGCUUUACUCCUAAGGAAAUGGGCAGGUGCCUGGCUUCAUACCCUGAGCCCCCUGGCUACACGUUUGAGGAAAUGGAUGCUUUGGGGCACAGGAUAUACAGGCCAGUUUCCCAGACAGGCUCUCGGCACAGCAGCAGUCUUUCUGUAGGUGAUUCGGAAAACCCCAACCAGCAGGAGUUGGCAGUGUCAGCCUGA
Equus quagga is the source of this 1380-nucleotide messenger RNA. It is a transcript of the gene SAXO1, whose product is annotated as stabilizer of axonemal microtubules 1. The transcript is spliced from 3 exons. Gene Ontology annotation, molecular function: microtubule binding. Lineage: Eukaryota; Metazoa; Chordata; Mammalia; Perissodactyla; Equidae. Gene Ontology annotation, cellular component: axonemal microtubule; cytoskeleton; sperm flagellum. The record is from RefSeq and is a predicted model, not a curated record. Gene Ontology annotation, biological process: microtubule anchoring. The coding region runs from base 151 to 1380 and encodes 409 amino acids.